UGAUUUGGAAAUUGGUUUGGGUGAAGAUUUAUUCGAACUUGAAAUUUGUAUUUGGAGAAAAUAGCUCAUACGCGUGGGAACUCAUAACAAACACAUGGCACAAAGGAUCUGGAAAUAUAUGCACAUAUUUAACAAGCAAAAUAAAAUAUAAAUGGACAGCUCAUAGAGUUUCUGGUGGUUUCAUAAUUAAUGGUAUAGAUUACCAACUAGUAGAAUUAAGUCUGAUCAGCUGACUUGUGAAGGUUGAAAAUGAAGUAUGACAUUGGGUUGCUCUUCACAGUUUUGAUGAUUGGCAUUGUUGCCCUUUAUAGUUUCUUGAAGAAUGCAAAUGAAUGGUUUUGUGUGAAGAAAUUGGACAAAAGUCAAUGCAUUUUACCUCCAGGUGAUCUAGGUUGGCCUUAUAUUGGGAAUAUGUUGUCCUUUAUCAGAAGUUAUAAAUAUGGUGACCCUGAAUCCUUCAUCUCUUCAUUUACCACCAGGUAUGGCAAUGGAGGGAUGUACAAGGCGUUUAUGUAUGGGAAGCCAAGCAUCAUCAUUACAACACCAGAAACAUGCAGGCAGGUAUUGAUGGAUGAAGAACAUUUUGUGUUGAGCUUCCCAAAAUCAGUGACAGAUCUAACAGCAAAGAGAACAUUUCACGGAGUUACAAGGCAGCAGCACAAGCUUCUGCGACAGAUAACGACUGGUUCAAUCAUAGGUCCUGAGGCGUUAUCAAUCUAUAUUGACUAUAUCAAGGAGAUUGUUGUUUCUGUAUUUGAUAAGUGUGCUAGAAGGGAGGAGCCUAUUGAAUUGCUAACUGAAAUGAGGAAGUAUGCAUCUCAUGUGAUCAUGACUAUCAUUAUGGGUACAAAAAUUGAUCAGAAAUGGUUUGAUAUGUUUGAAACAGAGUUCGCUGUUUUUGUUGAUGGAAUUUUUGCCCUGCCAGUAGAUCUACCAGGAUUCUCUUACCACAGGGCACUCAAAGCGCGGGAGAACUUAGUCAAAAUAUUUCAAUUAGCAAUAGAUGAAAGGAGGGUCACCAAUGCUAGCGAUAAAUCUGGAACAAAGAGGAGUAUUUUGGAUUUAUUGCUGGAGAGCAAAGAUGAGGAGGGAAGGAAAUUCAGUGAGGAAAAGAUAGCCAACAUACUAAUUCUCUAUUCCUCUGGCGGCCAGAUAUCCACUGGCCCUACAGCUACGUGGGCGCUUCUCUACCUGCAAGAACAUCCAGAAUACUUGCAGAAAGCUAAGGAGGAACAAGAGGAUAUCGUAAAGAGAAGACCAUCAUCACAAACAUCGCUAACCCUGAGUGAGAUCAGACAAAUGAAAUAUUUGUCCAAGGUAAUCGAUGAAACACUACGCCUUGUUAAUGCCUCAUCACCAAUUUUUAGAGAAGCUACAAGUGAUGUUAAAAUGAGCGACUACACUAUACCUCAAGGGUGGAAGGUUUUGGUUUGGACAAGGAAUUUACAUAUGGAUCCUCAUAAUUAUCCGAACCCUAAGGAAUUCAAUCCUUCAAGAUGGGAUGAUCAUGAAACCAAGCCUGGGCAGUAUCUUCCCUUUGGAGCCGGACGUAGGUUUUGUCCUGGUGCAGACUUGGCCAGGCUUGAAAUUUCAGUUCUCCUCCAUUAUUUUCUUCUCAACUAUAGGCUUGAGCGGCUUAGCAAGAGCAAGGUGCAAUAUUUUCCAACGAUUAGGCAUACUGACAAUUGCCUUGCAAGAAUUAGGAAGCUGUCUGCAGAGAAUGUGUGAAGAUUACUGAUUCUUGGCAUUUCAGCUGAUGCCUUGCUUGAGCAGCUUGAAGGUCGCUAUGGAUCAAUCACAUACAUAAUUGAAUAAAUAAUUGGUAAAAGACUCAAAUAUACCACUGAACUAUUAGAAAUGACUCAUUUAUGUCAUUCGUUAAAAGUUGGACUCAUUCAUGCCGAGCCGUUACAAAACUGGUUCAUCCAUGUCAUUACUUUUUAACAACCGGUUUUUAAAAACAGUCUUACCACGUGGCAGCUUAUUAGAGGGCCAU
Capsicum annuum is the source of this 1996-nucleotide messenger RNA. Its product is annotated as ent-kaurenoic acid oxidase 2-like. The record is from RefSeq and is a predicted model, not a curated record. The transcript has 8 exons. Gene Ontology annotation, cellular component: endoplasmic reticulum. Gene Ontology annotation, biological process: sterol metabolic process; brassinosteroid biosynthetic process; multicellular organism development. Gene Ontology annotation, molecular function: heme binding; ent-kaurenoic acid monooxygenase activity; iron ion binding. Lineage: Eukaryota; Viridiplantae; Streptophyta; Magnoliopsida; Solanales; Solanaceae. The coding region runs from base 250 to 1728 and encodes 492 amino acids.